GAGCCAGCGUCGGCAGCCAGGACAGUGCCGGGCAUCGGGGUGCCCGCGGGCCCCAUGCUCUGCUCGGCCCCCGCGCCCCGCGCCUGAGAGCCCCCUCCCCCCCUGCACUGGAGACCCCCCCCACCAUGGCCAGCAACAGCAGCUCCUGCCCCACGCCUGGAGGUGGGCACCUCAAUGGCUACCCCGUGCCCCCCUAUGCCUUCUUCUUCCCCCACAUGCUGGGGGGGCUCUCGCCGCCCAGCACCCUGGCUGGCAUCCAGCACCAGCUGCCCGUCAGCGGAUACAGCACCCCCUCACCUGCCACCGUCGAGACGCAGAGCACCAGCUCGGAGGAGAUUGUGCCCAGCCCACCCUCGCCCCCGCCCCUGCCCCGCAUCUACAAGCCCUGCUUCGUGUGCCAGGACAAGUCCUCCGGGUACCACUACGGGGUGAGCGCCUGCGAGGGCUGCAAGGGCUUCUUCCGGCGCAGCAUCCAGAAGAACAUGGUGUACACCUGCCACCGCGACAAGAACUGCAUCAUCAACAAGGUGACCCGCAACCGCUGCCAGUACUGCCGCCUCCAGAAGUGCUUCGAAGUUGGCAUGUCCAAGGAGUCCGUCCGCAACGACCGGAACAAGAAGAAGAAGGACGUGCCCAAGCCGGAGUGCUCGGAGAGCUACAUCAUCACCCCCGAGGUGGAGGAGCUCAUCGAGAAGGUGCGGAAAGCACACCAGGAGACCUUCCCUGCCCUCUGCCAGCUGGGCAAAUACACUACGAACAACAGCUCGGAGCAGAGGGUGUCCCUGGACAUCGACCUGUGGGACAAGUUCAGCGAGCUCUCCACCAAGUGCAUCAUCAAGACCGUGGAGUUCGCCAAGCAGCUGCCCGGCUUCACCACGCUCACCAUCGCCGACCAGAUCACGCUGCUGAAAGCCGCCUGCCUCGACAUCCUGAUCCUGCGGAUCUGCACUCGCUACACGCCGGAGCAGGACACGAUGACCUUCUCGGACGGGCUGACCCUCAACCGCACCCAGAUGCACAACGCCGGCUUCGGGCCCCUCACCGACCUGGUGUUCGCCUUCGCCAACCAGCUGCUGCCGCUGGAGAUGGACGACGCCGAGACCGGGCUGCUCAGUGCCAUCUGCCUCAUCUGCGGAGACCGCCAGGACCUGGAGCAGCCGGACCGCGUGGAUAAGCUGCAGGAGCCACUGCUGGAGGCGCUGAAGAUCUACGUGAGGAAGAGGAGGCCCAACAGGCCCCACAUGUUCCCCAAGAUGCUGAUGAAGAUCACAGACCUCCGCAGCAUCAGCGCCAAGGGCGCCGAGAGGGUGAUCACGCUGAAGAUGGAGAUCCCAGGCUCGAUGCCGCCUCUCAUCCAGGAGAUGCUGGAGAACUCGGAGGGCAUGGACACGCUGGGGGGGCAGCCAGGGGGUCCCCGCGCCGGCACUGGGCCCCCCCCCGGGCAGCUGCAGCCCCAGCCUCUCGCCCAGCUCCAACCGCAGCAGCCCUGCCACGCACUCGCCGUGAGCCGCGCCCGGCCCGCACCAGGACGGAGCCCCGCGCGCCCCGGGGGGGGGCGCUCACGGGACACGACCCCCGGGCCUCGGCCCCGGCUGCAGCCCCCUCCCGGGGCGGACUCCUCGCAGCCCUUCGCCGGGACCCCCGCGGGGAGCCCCCCCCGGCCGGAGCGAGUCGGUUGAGUCACAUUUCAGGGGCGUGGGGGCCCUGGGCCGCCCCCCCCCCAGCCCCACCAGCACCAGCACACGCGGGACCGACACCACCGAGCCCCCUCCCCCUCCCCUGCCCCGGCCCCAGCCGCCUGGCGGGGGGG
Molecule: messenger RNA, 1810 nt
Organism: Dryobates pubescens (Downy woodpecker)
Lineage: Eukaryota; Metazoa; Chordata; Aves; Piciformes; Picidae
Gene: RARA
Product: retinoic acid receptor alpha
Biological process (GO): retinoic acid receptor signaling pathway; cellular response to corticotropin-releasing hormone stimulus; regulation of transcription by RNA polymerase II
Cellular component (GO): nucleus; transcription regulator complex
Molecular function (GO): zinc ion binding; nuclear receptor activity; RNA polymerase II cis-regulatory region sequence-specific DNA binding
Source: RefSeq, a predicted model, not a curated record